AUGGCCGAGAACUAUCAGGUGAUGGAGGAGCUGGGCAGCGGGAGCUUCGGAAAGGUGUACAAGGCUGUCGACCGACGGACGGGCGAGAUUGUCGCCAUCAAACACAUCGACCUCGAGGACAGCAGCGAAGAGCUCGCCGACAUCCAAGCCGAGAUUUCGCUGCUCAGUACAUGCCACAGCCCUUAUAUCACCGAAUACAAGACGAGUUUUGUCAAAGGAGUCAAGUUAUGGAUUGUCAUGGAAUUCCUAGGUGGAGGGUCUGCAGCAGAUAUGGUAUGUGCUGAAGCACACAUCGCCAUCAUGUGCCGCGAACUUUUGCUAGGACUCGACUACCUCCAUUCGACCGGCAAGAUCCACCGAGACAUCAAGGCUGCGAACGUCCUUCUCACCGAUCAGGGCCGGGUCAAGCUCGCCGACUUUGGUGUCGCGGCACAACUCACCAACAUCAAAUCGCAACGCAUGACGUUCGUCGGAACCCCUUUCUGGAUGGCACCUGAAGUUAUUCAAGAAGCUGGCUAUGACUUCAGGGCAGACAUUUGGUCACUGGGUAUCACAGCCAUGGAGCUGGCAGAAGGAGCACCUCCGUAUGCUGGAUCUCACCCAAUGAAGGUCCUCUUCACAAUCCCCAAGAACCCUGCUCCUCGUCUUACCGGCGACCAGUGGAGCAAAGACUUCAAGGACUUCAUCGCACAGUGUCUCAUCAAAGAUCCCGACCGAAGGGCCACAGCUAAGGAGCUUUUGAAGCACCGCUUCAUUAUGCGCGCAGGCAAGGUCGAGGCAUUGCGAGAGUUGGUGGAACGCAAGCAAAUGUGGGAGGCACAGCGAGAGCAACAGGCGGUAUCGCACCCCAAGUACUACGAGGAGACCAUGCGCGAUCUCUCUCCAAAGGGAGAAGACGACGACUGGACGUUCGACACAGUCAGGCCUCGCACCGCAACGACAGUUCACCAGACAGCUCGACGACGCAAGACUGCACGCAUACCCUCUACCGAUGUUGUCGCGGUAGCGAAGAAGAUGCAGCACAUGGAGCUCGACGACGCCCCCUUGGGAGACGUUACAGACUCACCGAUGCGUGAGCGCCGUCCAGCCUCGUCUCGUCAGACCUCGCACGGCACAGCGUUCCGCAUACCAUCCGGAAACACACCCACGGCUCGUCGUGUUAGCAACAUGCCCAAGCAGCCUCUAGGGGUUGACCUUUCUUUCGGCAACUCUCCAUCAACAGUGCGACACUUCAAGCGUGUUCCUAGUGGAGAGCGCCGUGCAGCCCUCGGAUCAAACCCUCCUCCGACCGUCUCAAGCAACGAAAGCGCCCCAGGAUUCCAACCAAACCCCGAAGCUCGCACAUUCCGUCCAUCCCCGCCCAACUCAAACCAUCCUUUGGACAUAAACAACGAGAACGCGCCUCCCACACCUGAUUACCCACCUAUGGCUGUUACCAAAGAUGCUCUGUAUGGUCGCCGAGCAUAUAGCAAGGUUCUGGAUUCUGUCUUCCAGGAAGCACAUGCAGACACAGCGUCUCCCCAUCAGCGUGAGGCUAUCGGACGUGUCGCUCAGGCUUGGCAACAGCUCGAUGAAAUCGACCCACAGGGCGAAUUCAUGCUCUUGAAAGCCAUGGUUGACCGCCUGAAGGGCGAUGCAAAGCUUGCUGCUGCUCUAGGCAUUGAAGUCCCGUCAGUGCAAACACCACGCAAGCACAAUACUAACACGAGCGAUACAAGCCUCAGUGGCACAACCGUGCAUGGAACCAGCACCACUCGCAUUCGAUCCAGCGCAGCUACAAGAACAAUGACUACAACGCGAACCACAAGCCGCUCUUCAACACCAACGCCCGGCCCGCCUGUCGACAGCACACCAUCAGAGGUUCCAUCAGCGUCUCCGCUCAAGGCAACCAAGCUCUUGCUUGCGCAAAACAAUCCACAUCUCAAAUCACACCGUCGCCGUCAGAGCGCAAUUGUAGUUGGAGAGAAGACCCCUGGCCAGAACGCUUCGUUCGCGCUGGAUGAAAAGAAACUCCCUGGCUACGUGGAGAAGGGUAUGGAGCAGCAAGGUCUACUCGCCGACAUACUCUAUUCACAGUGGAUGGCAGGUCUGAAGACGCGCUGGCCAGCGACAUAG
Molecule: messenger RNA, 2115 nt
Organism: Parastagonospora nodorum SN15
Lineage: Eukaryota; Fungi; Ascomycota; Dothideomycetes; Pleosporales; Phaeosphaeriaceae
Exons: 5
Coding region: 1-2115 (704 amino acids)
Biological process (GO): protein phosphorylation
Molecular function (GO): protein kinase activity; ATP binding
Source: RefSeq, a predicted model, not a curated record